AUGUGGCCGGCGCUCUUGCCAGCGGCCCUUGCCUUGGCGGCCCUUGUGGCCGCCCAGGGGGCAUUUGACGCGCCGUCGUCUGACACCUGCGAGCGUGACGGCCAGUACUGGUACAGAAUGGGCUGCUUUGACGUCACGGGCACGACUCUGCUGCCAAGCAAGGCGUUGACCUACUACCCCGACAACUACGACGGCUUCUUCUCGGGCCGGAUCAACCCAACCUGGUCGGAUGCCGAAUAUAACAAUACUGCCACGCCGGCCAAGUGCACAAAGGCCUGCCGGGCCGCGGGGCACAACAUCGCCAUGUUCCACGGCGGUACCUGCUACUGCCUCAAGGACGGCUACGACGACACGGGGCUGACGGACACGCCCGCGGCGUGCAACAGGCCCUGCCCCGGCGACCGGGGCCAGCAGUGCGGGGGGUCCGGCAACUUCGCCUCGGUCUACUGGGACAGCAGCUACAAGCCGCCGGCCAUCUACGAGACCGGGACGCCGGUCUGGGACAGCGGCGCCGACAUCUCGGCGUUCCUCGGCUGCUUCAUCUAUCCUAGCUUCGGCGGCUACUUCUUCCUGGGCGGCCUCGGCACCAACUACCGCCAGUGCAUCAGACCGGGGAACCCGAGCCCGACCCGCGAGCUCCCGAACGUGGCGUCGUGCGACAGGAUGUGCGCCAUCGAGGCCGGCGCCGGCGCCGGCAGUGGCGUCGAGGGGCUCUGGGGCUUCCCGCUGAGCUUUGGGUUCAACGGCGCCGCGGACCCGGACAAGAUCUCCUUCGACUUCAACGACUGCUACAAUCACCCGAACCCUUCAGGGUCUGUCCAGUGCUUCUGCUCUACCAUGUUUGGCUAUCAGGCGUACCAGAUCAACGACGACAACCCGUCGUGCCGCAGGCGCUGCGAUGGCGGCACCGGGGACUGCGAUCCAAGGACGCAAAAGUGCUGUGGGGACGCGGAAAAGGAAAUCUUCCCCGUCUACAUAGCCAAGGAGCUGACCGGCUGCUCCAUCCCGCGGGUGCCGGGCUGGGCGGUAUUGGACCAGGACGGCUACCAGGUUGGGUUCGAGUGCAACUGGACCCUUCCCUCGGACCUUAGGAGAGGACCUGCUACGAAGGGCUUCCCGGAGUCCCGGGGGAAGGGGGUGUCGGACAGGGUGACGCUGGCGCUGGACACCUACAACUUCCUGCCCGGCUUCGAGUCGGGCGCCGAGCGCUGGAGCCUGUACGGCUGCUUCGAGCAGUCGAGCGGCGGGUCUACGCCCCCGGGCUUCACCGUCAGCGGGCCGAACGCGGCAGGCGUCGGCGAUCUUGAGGCGUGUGCCGCCCAGUGCGCCGGGAGCACCUUUGCCAUGAUAGGCGGGAUAGCGCAAUCCUGCUACUGCGCCACCGCGAGUAGCGACGACCGCUCGGCGCCGGUCAACGCCGGGUUCUGCACCGAGCGCUGCCUGCGGCCGACCAACACCUUCUGCGGCGGCAAGCCCGACGCCUUUAACGGUAAUAAGGCCUACUAUUUGGUCUAUUAUAGGAAAUCGUCAGGGCCGGCGCCCCAACCCAACCUUGUUCCGUUCUACAUCGACUACUUUGAGCAGUACCCGUAUCCCACGGGCCUCUACCACCACGACUUCGACGACAGGGACUGCUACCACGGAGACUACCACGGAGACUUCUACUACAGAGACUUCCACGACAAAAACAUCAACGACGGAUACCACUGA
This is a messenger RNA of Gaeumannomyces tritici R3-111a-1, 1710 nucleotides long. RefSeq lists its product as hypothetical. NCBI's taxonomy places the organism in Eukaryota, Fungi, Ascomycota, Sordariomycetes, Magnaporthales, Magnaporthaceae. The coding region runs from base 1 to 1710 and encodes 569 amino acids. The record is from RefSeq and is a predicted model, not a curated record. The transcript has 4 exons.